This is a messenger RNA of Pseudo-nitzschia multistriata, 1825 nucleotides long. NCBI's taxonomy places the organism in Eukaryota, Bacillariophyta, Bacillariophyceae, Bacillariales, Bacillariaceae. The record is from the annotation of a GenBank genome assembly.
GAUGGUCCCUCUGCAGGUGUACACAUAAACUUUUGACGAGACUGAAAGUUUCUUGACUGCUCGCAGUCUCCACCAGUGUAUUUGAAGGUGAUAGUUUGUGGACGACCUUCGCAAUUGUUAUCGAGAGAGAUAUUAGGCGCAGGACAUCCAUCAAUUUUAACAUCAAUAACACAAGCCGAGGUGGGGGCAGGCGAAGGGGGGGGGCUAGGCAUAACACUGCAGUCAAGAAGAAGAAAAGUUAGAUAAAAAGUUCAUGGUCUGGAUAUUCAAAGAAGCAAAAAGCAAUACUUACGUUGGGAAAGGAGUUGGUGGAGGAAGGGGCAUUCCUGGCCAGCCGAAUUUGAUUUCAUCCGAAGCCGGACAGCUGGGAGGAAUUCCUGUGAGGACGUCAGUUGCAUUUGCUACAACGUCAACACAGUAGUUUGAUUGAACACAUCUGUUCACUUCGAAAGGUUUGUUUUCAUAGUAGCAUUCACCAGGACCAAGCAUUGGAAUAGAGCCAUCCUGGAGGAGAUCGCAACUCUCAUCAAAUGCCGUAUUGGUUUCUUUGGUUGUUAGAUCAAACUCAUAGAUCUUCUGUGGUUCGGGACCAUCGUUGCAAACCUUGUUUCCGUAGGUCACGGUCUGUACACAGUUGUGGACGUCAGUGGCAUCACAAGUGUAACCCACGGAUUCAAACGCACCGUAAUUUCCAAGCAAAGUCAAUCCUCUUCCACCGUCACAUCGGGCAUCGAUCAAGAAAGUUUGCGUCACAGCACCAGUGGGAACCGAAAUAGUGACUGAAAGUGUAUCGGGAAUGCAUCCAGUAGGCGAUGUGACAACGAUCGUAUCCUGCUGUUGUGCUUGUCCAGUUGCAAGAACCAAAGUGGGGUCGUUGGCGUCCGUGAUUCUGUAACCGGCAACAAAUGGGCUAGGACUGUUGUCUGUACAUGAAAGCUGGUUUUCUGGGCAUGAUCUUCCUGUGUACGUGAACUGAAGUUCUCGGACACACUCUGGACAAAAGCAAACAGGUUGCUUUUCUUCCGGGAUAUCCGCGCAAUCUAGCUCAAUUCCUUCAACGAUGGCGGUACAGUUGAGGCAUGAACUGAUACUACAUGCUCCCGUAGGAGCGGGAGAUGGAGGGGAAGACGGUUCUGCAGAAGGUGCUGGCGAUGGACCAGGAGAGGGAGCAGGUGUUGGCUGUCCCGAAUUUGGGGCGAGGGUUGGAAACGGAGAGGGUGCUGGCGAUGGUCCAGGAGAAGGUCCCGGAGAGGGUUCAGGAGAAGGUGGUGCAGAUGGAGCWGGCGUUGGCUGUCCCGAAACAGGAGGUAGACUUGGAAACGGAGAAGGUGCUGGCGAUGGUCCAGGAGAAGGUCCCGGAGAAGGACCAGGGGAGGGGCCAGGCGAUGGGCCGGGCGAUGGGCCGGGCGAUGGACCGGGCGAUGGACCGGGCGAUGGAGCUGGAGAUGGAGCCGCACUGGGGAAUGAAUCAAUUUCUUCUACAAAAGUUCCCCAGAAUUCACUUUCUUCACCACCUCCGUGAGCAGUUUGUGCUAGCGUUCCAAAAAGGACCGCUUGCAGGGCGAGUGUGCUGAUAAAACACAACUUCAUCUUCGUGUUUUUUUCGUUUUGUGUUCACUGAAACUCAAUUUUGCUAAGCUGUGAUCGUUUCAAGUUGUUGUUUUGGACCGUUUAUGAUGCUUGUGCAACGCUGAAGGAAAACGCUUGAGAAGAUUCUACUUGUCAACUCCAAGUUUGUGAGCGAAUUUUCUUGUUAGCGAUGAGCGAUUUAGUUGAAGCGUUGAGAAACGGUUCACUCUCUCGAUAGUUUCAAAUUAUUUAUAUA